Messenger RNA from Chrysemys picta bellii (western painted turtle), 4555 nucleotides. RefSeq names its product 5'-3' exonuclease PLD3-like. NCBI's taxonomy places the organism in Eukaryota, Metazoa, Chordata, Testudines, Emydidae. Gene Ontology annotation, molecular function: catalytic activity. The record is from RefSeq and is a predicted model, not a curated record.
CCUCGGGCACCAGGAGGCAGCCGAUACCCGACGGAGUGUCCCGGCCCCUCCGUAGGGGUUCUUGCUCCCCUCCCCCGGGCUGCGGCAGCCGAGGGGCGCCUCCCGCUAUGGCCCGGCUCGGGCUCGUGGCGCCUGUCCCCGGAGGGCAGGGAGUCGGCCGCCAGGGGGAGCCGCGCCGCGGGCACGGGCCGGCGCGUUGCCAGCUGUCAUUUCAAACCAGCCCCGGGGUUUGAAUGUCAACGGGCGCGGGAGCCGGGCCCGCCUCUUCCUUCCCCGCCACUCGCCCGCCCGGCAUGAGGAGACGGGGGUCGCUGCGCGCGGGGACUCCCGUGAGGCGCUCCACGCGCCUGGCGCAGAGUAGCGCGGAGGAGACGGUCCUGAGCGAGGUGCCUAGUGCUGAGGGAGGGAGCUUUCCCCUCGUUCUGCAGCCCCGGGCCAGCAUCAAGGCCCACAAACUGCAUCUUACUCCGGCCCGGGAUCCAUCGCCCACUCCAGCCAGUGAUCCUACCCCCGUGCCAGCCAUGGAGCCCUCGGCUGGGUCAGCCCUGGAGCCCUUGCCAAUAUUAACCAGGGAGCCUCCACUGCCCCAGCUCAAGGAUGAACCCACCAGGACUGCGAUGAAGAGAGGCCUUUCCCGGAAGCCAGCAGCAAGGCUGGAGGCUUCCAGGAGCAAUAGAUGGGUGGCACUGGACCAAGAUGCCCACUUGUCACCCUAUGUGAGGCUGAAGAGGCUGCAGAUCUCAGAGGAGGAUGAAGAAAAGGAGGAGCUUUUCCCCACCCGAAGUGAGAGCUCAGGGGAGAAAGAGAAGCUGAACCUGGACUGGCAAGAGUUCAGAGAUGAGAGAGCCCAACUGCAGGUGCUGGAGACUGCACUGCUUGGCUCAGAGACAGCCACUGUCACGGAGAUCAUGGCCCCCAGGCUGCAGGGCAAAGCGGCCAGCAACACCCCCAGGCUGCAGGGCACAGCUGUCUGGCUGCAAGGUGGGGCAGCCAGCAGUCUCCCUAGGCUACAGGGUGGGGCCCGCAGGUUGCAGGACAGGGCGCAGAUCAGCACCCCCAGGUGGCAGAGUGCAGCUCCCAGACUGCGGAGUGUGGCAUCUGGGACUCCAGUUCUGACAGAGACAGAUACUCCCAGGGUGCGGCACGUUGCCCAUGGAACACCGAGCUUGGCGAUGUGGACAGAAACUGCAGCACUCAGGUCACCAGCUCCCAGACCCAAGAACCCAGGGAAGCCGAGCAAGGUAAAGGAGAGAUCCACACCUCUGCACUGGAGUGUCCAGCAUUUCCUUUUCUCCUCCACCUGCUGCAUCCUUCUUCCCUUCCUGCUCAUCUUGGGCUUCUCUGGUUGGUUCCUGUGGGAGCACAGCAGCCCUGUCUCUGUCCUGGGGUUGAUGGAGCAGUGGCAGCUGGGCUGGAGCCAUGUUGCCAGCUUGUGGAGAGAGCCAGAGGAGGAGUGCAGCCCACAGUGCAGUUUGGUGCUGGUGGAAAGCAUCCCUGUGGGCCUGGAUUACAAACACUUCAACUCCCGCCACCUCCCCAUUUUCCAGGCCUGGAUGGACCUGUUGGAUGCUGCCAACCGCUCUGUGGACAUCGCAGCUUUCUACUUCACUCUCCGGGACUCAGACAUGCAGGAGGAAGAACCCUCAUCCUGGCAGGGCAGGCAGGUGUUGGAGAAGCUGCGGGACCUGCCUUCUCGGGGGGUGAAGCUCAACAUUGCUGUGAAUAGCCCCCAGAAGUCUGACCGGGACACCGAGGAGCUGGCCAGCAAAGGUGCAGAUGUAAAGUAUGUGGAGUUGGAGCGCCUGACUGGAGGAAUUGUGCACACCAAGUUCUGGGUGGUGGAUGGCAAGCACGUUUACAUUGGCAGCGCCAACAUGGACUGGCGCUCGCUGACACAGGUAAAGGAGCUGGGUGCUGUGCUCUACAACUGCAGCUGUGUGGCUGGUGACUUGCACCGGAUCUUCGCCAUGUACCGUGCAUUGGGAGGGCAGGGGGCCUCACUCCCGACGGUGUGGCCGGCUUAUGUCUCCGCGAAGUCCAGCCUCAGCCGCCCCCUGAAGCUGCAGCUCAAUGGCAGCAGUGCAGAACUGUACCUCUCCAGCUCCCCUCCCGCCCUCUGCUCCACUGGCCGUACCCCAGACCUCACAGCCAUUGUCAGCACCAUCCAGGAUGCCCAGGCCUUUGUCUACAUCUCGGUGAUGGACUAUGUGCCCCAGUGCACCUUCUGCCAGCCUAAGAGGUUCUGGCCGGUCAUUGAUGAUGCACUGCGUGCUGCGGCCUGCAACAGGCACGUGAAGGUGAGGUUGCUCAUUAGCUGCUGGCAGCACUCGGACCAGUCCAUGUUCCUGUUCCUGGAGUCGCUCAGUGUCCUCAGCCGGGAGCCUCUGGGCUGCCCGAUCGAAGUGAAACUCUUUGUUGUCUCCACGUCGGUUGAGGAGAAACAGAUUCCCUUCUCCCGUGUCAACCACAACAAGUACAUGGUGACCGACCGCCUAGCCUACAUUGGCACCUCAAACUGGUCUGAGGAUUACUUCACCAACACUGCAGGGGUGGGGCUGAUCGUCAACCAGAGUGACGCUGCUCCUGGGGUUACGCAGCUCACCCUGCGGGAGCAGCUAGAAGCUGUGUUCCAUCGAGACUGGAGCUCUCCCUACUCACAGCCACUCAGCCCCAAGCCCAGCUGUGCCACCAAAAACUGAGAGCAGUUCCCCGCCCGAAUGCUGGGCCAGGCCCAGGACCUCUCCUCAGCUGGAUGUACAUAUGCAGCGUCCCUUGGAAAUCCAGCGCUAUGGCAGCUUGCACCAGACUGCUUCUGCUCCCCCCUGCUCCGGGAGGGAUCCCACUAGCCGAAGAAGUACCAGUGCAGGCAGCAGCAAUGAAACACCUGAGGGGGCCCUGGAUGCCAGCAUGUGACUUGUCAGCACUAGUGCCGUGGUGCUUGCCUCCUGGCUACACUCUGAAGCUGGAGGUGUGGGGCCCUGGCACGUGGACAUUAGCUAAAUUUCAGGCAUAGGCACCAACUUGGUGGGUGCUCUCGGGCUCAAGCACCGACAGAAAAAAAAAUAGGGGGUGCUCAGCACCCACCAGCCACAGCUAUUGGCUGGGGCCCGUGGCUGGCAACCGAACAGCUCUUCGGCAACUAACGGGAGGCACUCCGGGGAGGGUAAAGAGGACAAGCAGCAGGCAAGGGGUCUCGUGGGGGAGGGGUGGAUAGGGGGAGAAGCAAGCAGCGAGAAAAACAACUCAGUGCCUAUGGUCUCAGGGUCUAAAACCCUCUCCCAGAAGGGAUGGGCACCUUCACAGGGAGAGGAGCUAGCCUUAAAUUUUAUUUGGGAACUGAAAUUCUCCAGUUUCAUGACGGGUAUUUUUUUUAGGUGGGUCCCACUUACAGGUGCUGGAUUGGAACUUGCUUCCUGCACUCCGGGCUGGGGGAGGAAAAUAGGUCUUGGGGAAGUGGCAGGAAGAAUUAGGAACAAAAGUAGUUCAUAGGCUGCAAGCCAGUGCAAAGUGGCACUGCCCCAGGGCUGAAUGGAGGGGCUGGUUGCAGCAGUGACCCAUGGCUAGAUGUGGCUUGCUGUAUUGCAGGGGCCUGGGCCCUUGUCCUGUGGCCCUGCCAGCUGUGAUGCCAUUUUAGCGGUUGAACCGAUGCAGAUUUAGAGAAUACAGUUUGGUGUGGGGAGAGUGAUACAGCCAGCACCGAGAGCUGGGUGCUACAGCUGUGGCCAUAGGGGCUAGAGGAACAAAGACCCACAGCCACCUAAAGGCACUUAAAUGCAAAAUGUUUGGGUUUAAUCUGUCCCUUGACCACAGGGUCUUGGUCUCAAAGUGCCAAGGGCUGUAGAUCUCCAAAGGUCUCCCAUCUCUUUGUGAGCUGAUAGAGUCUCCUCUGGGGCAGGGUGAUUAUGGCUCAGAGACAGUCUCCCAUGGGGUGGGGUAGGGCUCAGAAAGGGUCUCCUCCUCUUUCCAGGACUGCUGAUCCAUUUAUUGUAUUGCUUACCAUAGAGGAUAUUGCACUAGUUUAGAGAAGUGGCUUAGGGGGCUGAGCGUGUGUGUUUAAUGUGGGGCAGGGUCCAUACGUGUAUGUGUGGAUCUGAGCACUUGGUGCUCUCAGACCAAGAUGUGAGGUGUGUGCAGAGAAUGGGAAGUGGUGGUGGGGUUCUGUAUAGAGUGGGGUGUGCUGGGGGAGGGGUGGGCAAUGGAAAGCUGUGCCAUACUGUGAGGCGCAGCCCCCUGAACUCGACUCCCAGGAGCCACGAUCAGGGAUUUGUUGCAGGGGUAUCAUGGCCCCCUCGGUGGGUGAAUUUCAGGGAGUUUUGAAGGGGGUGGCUCCCUGUGAGUGGGGAUUCAGGUGGGUGAGGUCUUGUGGAUCAAUCGUGGUUGGAGAUAGAUUUUGGGGAUGGGGGGGUCUCAGACUGGGAUUUGGGGGAGGAAUUACAGAGCUCCCAGGAGCUGGGGGGGGGGGGCUGUUGACUCAGGCACGUGGGAGGGGUAUGUCGCUUUCCAGAGUUUAUUUUUGUACCUGACUGCCCAAUAAAACGGGAUUUGGUAUAACUCA